Stegodyphus dumicola is the source of this 2718-nucleotide messenger RNA. RefSeq names its product Unc50 RNA binding protein (gene Unc50). The record is from RefSeq and is a predicted model, not a curated record. NCBI's taxonomy places the organism in Eukaryota, Metazoa, Arthropoda, Arachnida, Araneae, Eresidae. Gene Ontology annotation, cellular component: Golgi membrane.
GGGCGAUUCUGCACUUUCUCCUUAAAUUUUUUGCGUUACAAAACAAAUUUUCAAACAUAUAUAUAAAAUAUUUCAAGGCAGUUAGCACUAGAAGCUUUGACAUAAUCAUAUACAAACAAAUAAAAUAUUUCAUUAGUGUACAGACAUUACAAAACAGUACCAAAAUAGUUAAUAAAAUAAAAUAAAGUUUAAGAAAAAGGUUAUACUAAAAAUGAAAGAGGUGAAUAGCUAAGCAUAAAUGCAAAUAUAAAGAAUAAUGCAAGAUUUAUUCAACUGAGUGUUUUGUCAGGGGGAUGGACCUAAUUAAUAUGUGCAGAAUUAAAGCAUUUAUUUUUGGAAAUUCACACGGAAUGUUACUUUCUUUAUAUAUGUGAUGAUAACUUAGUUCAUUAGAUAAUUUGAUAUUAGAUGAGUGCUUGAUUAGGGAAGACACUAGUUAUUUUUCAAGUAUGGCCAGAGUGUAGAAAGAUGGAAUUUAGCUCAUAAUAGAAGAUUUUGUAGAGAAGUUGAAAAUUUUAAGAAUUUCAGAAUCACUUGUUUAAGCAUAUCUUUAUUACCUUACCUUUUUAUUGUUCUAUUAAGACAUGUCUUAUGCCAUGGCAUAGCACAAUGGGGACAAUCUGCACCUGUAAUUUUAAUUGUGACAUACUACAUUUUUAAUAAUGAAUGGAAGUAGCCAAGUGAAGAGACGUCUUUUUUGAAAGCAAGCCUGGGUGGCAAAAAGAGGAUGUGCAAUAGUUGCAGUUGUAUUUACGAGUUUGGAAAGUCCGAGUUCUAUAUAGCAACUGGGCAAAAGUUUGCAGCAGUGCAGAGAAAUUGCAGGGAAAGAGUGAGGUCAGUGACACAGUAUAGAUGUGCUAAAGGGGGCUGCAUUAGGAGAGGACUUAAAAAAGCUACUGCCAAUUUGUUUCAGCUAAAUUUAAUUUUUUAAUAAAUUUCAAGCAUAUUUUUAUAUCUUAAGUAUAUAUAAACAGGCAUAUACUAAUAGUGGGCUGUAGCUGUUUAUAGGCAUUGGUCACUACUAAGGCUGGAAGCAAAGAUAAUUUUAUUAUGAAGGCAUAGAGUAGAUAGAAUUCAUCUGCUCGCUAAUUACCUUGAUCCAGCAAUGCAAUUUGUUGACAGUCAACCUGACAUUUGGCUGGCGUCAUCAAGAAUCUCGUAGUCUAGAACACUUUCAAAGCUUGCAAGGUUAUUUUUGCGAGAGGUGUUAUCAAAGAACUUGAACAAUGGAGAUAAUUGACUGAAUGGAUCUUCAAGUCUGCAUGAAUACUGCUCUAUCUGACAUAAAAGGAAGUUCUAGAAUGUCUGGUCAUUCAGAACGGUCAUUUUCCAUGUCUACUAGUGGUAGUAGUUCACCUUUACCUUCACCUAUUCCAAAAUACUAUGGUGGAAAUACUGCUGUAGCCAAGCGAUCCAAAUUUUUGCGCAGAUUGAUCUAUUUCAAGCAUAUGGAUUUUGAAUUUGCUUUGUGGCAAAUGUUUAGUCUUUUUGUUGCACCACAGAAAGUGUAUAGAAACUUCCAAUAUAGAAAACAAACAAAAAAUCAGUUUGCCAGAGAUGAUCCUGCUUUUUUGGUACUUCUUAGUUUUUGUCUAAUUGUUUCUUCUGUUGGUUUUGCUGUUGUUCUUCACUUCCAGUUUCUUCAUUUUAUUAAAUUUUUGCUAUGGGUGAUUUUUAUUGAUUGCAUUGGAGUUGGACUAUUGAUAUCAUCAUGUCUUUGGUUCGUAACAAAUAAAUAUUUAAGGAAACCCACUUGUAAAGACCAAGAUGUUGAAUGGGCUUAUGCAUUUGAUGUGCAUCUCAAUGCCUUUUUUCCUCUUUUUGUAAUUUUGCACAUAUUUCAACUUUUCUUUUAUCACAUUCUCAUCAGUCAUGAUUGGUUUAUAUCCAGAUUUGUUGGAAACACAUUAUGGCUGAUUGCUUUGGGAUAUUACAUAUAUAUUACAUUUCUAGGUUACAGUGCAUUACCCAUCCUGGAAAAUACUCAAGUAUUGCUUCAUCCUCUUCUUGCUUUAGUUCUGCUGUAUAUUAUAUUUUUGAUUGGAGGAUAUAAUAUAUGUCUUCAUGUCAUGAACUUUUAUGAAUAUCGUGUUUUAUGAUUUUGUAUUGAAAUUAAAGUCAGAUCAAAUUAUAAUGUAAAUACAUUUAUUUCAUCACUAAUCUUUUUUGUUUGUUAUUUAAUAUUUAUACUUAUUUUCAUGACCUUAGAGGUACAAGAACUUUUUCUGAAGAGGUAAAUUUAAAGUAUUGUAUGAAUAAAAAUUUAGAAACCAUCUUUUAAAGAAAAUGUCCAGAAGAUCUAUUUAAGGUUAGGUUUAUUAAGACUGCAAUUAUGAAGAUUUUAUUAAAUAAAUGUAUAUUAUAUUUUUUUAUUUACUUUUCCCCAAAAUAUUAGUGAUUCUAGUAAUUUUUAUGUAUGGAUGUGUGAUCUGAUGAGUAAAUUGGUGUCUGAGUAAAAUUUUAAUGCUUUGUUACUUUCAUUUCACAUGUGUCUUAAAUAUGAGUUCCUUUUUAGGUGCUACUUGUGAUAAAUAUUAUGUAUCAAUUAUAAAUUUUUAUACCAUAAAAUUAUUUUGGAUUCUGUUAAAAUUUACGUAUACUAUUUGCUAAUGUAGCAACUUCUAAAUGAGUUAAACCAAAUCUGCCAUCUGAUAUGCAGCAUUGAUGUAAACUAUCUUGUUGAUUUUUAUUUAUAAAGGAAUCAGGUAUUUUUUCAGA